CGAGCGGCGGCCGGUGGGGCUCCGCGCUCUGCACCUGGUCCUCGUCGGCCGCCCGGCCGCAGGAGGAGGAGGACGAGGAGGAGGAGGAAGGAGGCUGCCGCGAAAUGGCCGACAACCGAGCCAAGACCCCAAAAGCCGCCAACAAGACACCCCCUAAGUCGCCGGGGGACUUGGGCAGGGACAAGGAGGCCAAAAGGCUCUCGCUCGAAUCCGACAACCCCAGCGAGGGCGCGGCGGCCGCGGAGCUGAGCGACCUGGAAGAGGCCUUCCGGAAAUUCGCCAUCCACGGAGACACCCGGGCCACGGGGAAAGAGAUGCAUGGGAAGAACUGGUCGAAGCUCUGCAAGGACUGCCACGUGAUCGACGGGAAGAACGUCACCACCACCGACGUGGACAUCGUCUUCAGCAAAAUCAAGGGGAAGUCCUGCAGGACGAUUACGUUCGACCAGUUUAAGGAAGCCCUGGAAGAGCUGUCCAAGAAGCGAUUCAAGGAGAAGGCCGCAGAGGAAGCGGUCAGAGAGAUGCACAGACUCAUCGAAGGAAAAGCCCCCAUCAUUUCUGGAGUGACGAAGGCCGUUUCGUCGCCGACGGUGUCCCGGCUGACGGACACGUCGAGGUUCACGGGCUCCCACAAAGAGCGCUUCGAUCCCACCGGAAAGGGCAAGGGCAAGGCCGGCCGUGUGGACUUGGUGGACGAUUCGGGCUACGUGCCGGGCUACAAGCACGCCGCCCCCCGCUUUUCAGUCACGUUGGGAACUGAGGCAAGAGCCGGGAAGCGCUUUUCCAAGAACUGGAACUCUGGGGGCCGCCCGCCCUUGCCUCAGAACAUUCCUCCCGCUCCCGGCGAAAGAGGUGAGAUCCUUGUGGCGUCAACGAUCCGGGCAGAAAGGCUUUUGCCAACCAUCCCCGCUCUCUCAAGCGGAGCACCCGACGGUUGUCCCGUUUCUUCCCCAAUUUUGGGAUCCCGUUUCCCAAGGACCCCUUCCCGCAUGCAGACCGGAUUCCUUUCCUGUUUUUCCUGCCCAGACCGACAUUACCCUGGGGAAGUAAAUGGAAGAGUUUACUCCCGUUACAAAGUUUAAAGCGGGGGUUCUGCUCCGGGGAAGAGACCAGGCCCUGGAAUUCCAGCCGGCGUUUUCUCCUCCCUCCUUCCCCUCUCCCACUUCCUCCCCAUCCCUAGGGGGAAAUAAAUAACUCACCUUUUCCCCGAGCAGAGCCUUUGUAACUUAACACGUUAGAAGCGUUGGAGAUUUCCAUCAGGUAGGGGUUGUGCCCGGGAUUAAUUCAUUCAAUUGUAUUUAUUGAGCGCUCACUGUGUGCAGAGCACUGUACCAAGCGCUUGGGAAGUAUAAUGGAAGACCUGAAGACGCUUCUCCACCGCAGAGUCUGGCGUUAGCGUGUUCUUGUGACCUGCUGUGUUUUGUGUGGGUGCCGAUUUUGUUUACGCGGGGCCUCGUCGAAUGCUUCUUCUUGAGCCCCAAAGUCACCUGGGGAGAGGUGAAAAUGGAUCAUAAUGCGAUGAGCCUCUCUCUUGUGCGUGGAGGUAACGGGCCUUCGCUUCCUGGCUGUUCUAGCCGAACUCACCUCCGGGAGAGAGGGACGGAUGGGGCUCCACGGAGACGUCAGGCCCGGCCAAGGGCCCCUGUUGGCUUCCUUCAGAGCCCCAUCCUCUCCUACAGACACUGAGACUUCUAGAAAUUUCCUCGUGGACUUGACCGAACGCUUCACUCCAUCCGGGCGGUCGUUCUCCGCAAACCGCCGGGCCGAGCGCCCGCCCGAGGUGAGAUGUCCGUCCGCCGGAUAGUCGGCAGGUCGGCUUUGGGAUGGCUUCCGGCCCAGCUGGGCCGGAGAGGGGAAAUAAAUGCCAGGGCGGAGAGUGCCAGGAGAAGCAGGCUGCUCAUUUCUCCUGUGGAAGCGGCCCGUUUUUACCUCGGACCAAUAAAGCGUCCGAUGUCCCCGACGAGCUUCCCCAGCUGCUCUCGCUGCGGACUACCAGAUGGCCCUGCCGGGUGAGCCGUGGUCCAGUCUUUCCCUGGAGCGAGCUCCCAUCUGCCUCCAGGACUUCCCUGCUACCCAACUGUUUCCCAACGGAAGGGAAGAACCGUUUAUACCCCUGAACCCCGCGGUUCAGGAAUAGGAAAGCUCGGCCUCGUUCAUCCGAUCUCCUUCUGCCUGUUUGGGUCCAUUGCUCCAGAGUCAUUCCUCCAGCACGUUCCUGCUAUUUUCCCCGCAUCUCCACUGCCCUGGCUCCUUUCUCGCGGAGGCUGAGCGUCUCCAGACCCGGCACUGAAAGAAGCUUGGCUUCUUCCCCAGCCUAUGCUGGCUUACUUGAGGUCUUCUGAAGCUUUUAAGUUAUCUCCCCGCUCCUCAUGGCCAAUUCACCACCUUUUUUCAGUCCAUCCAUAAUGUCCGCUUUCUACCGGAGCGUUUUGAGGGUGGGCGCCGGUCUCCAGCCCCUCCUUUGCUGGCCUGAGGUCAGCAUGCUGUUUUUAACCACCCAACUAAAUUUCAGCAAAAGAUACAGCCGUGACGAGAGAGAGUCCUUGCUGUCAGGGUAAGCCUCAGCGUUCGGCCGGGCUGCGUGGCGGAGGUGUAUCAGGAAUGGAAUUGGGGUGAAUUGUCACAGAUGCGGGUGCAACGUUUUAUAGCAUUCACCUCGAGCAAAUUCAGUAGGAUUUGAUCUCUGGCUUCCCGCGAAGAGGAAGGAGGUAGCUCUUAGCCGUCCUGGGCUAGUUGAACUUCUAGCUUAGAUGAACCCUCCCCUGACGGAGAGAGUCCCACCUCAACCCAAAGUCAGGUUGAGGCGGUGCGGUGCAGUGGAAAGAGCAAGGAUCUGGGAACCAGGAAACCCGCGCUCUAGCUCUGUGAUGACUCCGCGUCGCUUUACCUCUGGAGGAAUCAAUUUCCUCCUCUGCCUUUCCCUCCCACAUAGGGCUCUUCUGAGGCCAAAGUGAGCUCACUGAUGUGAAAUAAGAGAAAUAAGAGCACUUGACAAAUGCGAGGUCUUAGAAUUUCAAUUCCCUUCUGCUCCAGCGUUGUUUUUGGCGUAGAUUAACAUUUAGCUAGCCUGGCCUAUCGGGUUCACUGUGAAGUUUUCAGUCUACGAAAAAUCCCUUCGUUCCCCCUCCGCAAACAGCCCCUCGACCUCGCAAAUUUCUUCUCUUGGCAAACCGAUUUACUACUGAGGACUCCCCUUACUGGCGCCCGCCCGCAGUUUGAGCCUAAUUGUAGCAAGCUGCACGGAGCAACGCGCUGGUACUUCACCUCUGGAACAGGGGGAAGGCAGGAGUUUUCCACAGCCAAAGGCACUGAUGUUUAGCCACAGGAAAGGGGCUGCUACCACUGGCUAAAGGGUCUGAGACAGACCUAAGAGGAGGGAAAGAGAGAGAGAGCUGUCAGACUUUCCAGCCAGCAGCCAGGAUUUCCUAGCUUCGAACCCUAAUCAUUUAGCUUCCUUCAUUUCCUUUUAACGAAACUUGAAAGGGGAUCAUAUACUACUAGUUUGUACUAGGUUUUUUCAGGAAAGGGAAACAAAUUUAAAUAUAUAUAUAUAUAUAUAUAUGCAAUAUAUAUUUUUACACCGUUUUAUUAACGCUAUGAAGUAUUAAAUAUCACUUUAUCGGUUUGAAUGUUUAAGUAUUGACAACGUUUUGGGUGUUGAAACUGUGUAGUUGUCUUGCUCUAUCCUAAACCUGCAUUAAUCCCAGACAAGCUAAAUUGCCAGAAUAAGCACCGUUAAUCUUGCCGCUUCUUGUGAGUUCCAGGGAGGCAGGGUCUCACUAGAGCCGUCAAAGCCGUGGCUCGCCAAGUCUCCAGGCAAACGCGUGUUGGAUUCAAAUGGUUUCUUCCGGAGUACAGCGGCUCACAAUGUGUACGUUUCUGCUGUUGAUUGUGUAAAACUCUAUCUUCAGUUGGUAAAGUGAUCAAUAAAUGUGUUCAGAGGCAGGUGGCUGUCAUUCCUUA
Tachyglossus aculeatus (Australian echidna) is the source of this 3963-nucleotide messenger RNA. RefSeq names its product tubulin polymerization promoting protein (gene TPPP). The record is from RefSeq and is a predicted model, not a curated record. Bases 105 to 1082 code for a protein of 325 amino acids. Gene Ontology annotation, molecular function: tubulin binding. Gene Ontology annotation, cellular component: microtubule. The transcript is spliced from 5 exons. NCBI's taxonomy places the organism in Eukaryota, Metazoa, Chordata, Mammalia, Monotremata, Tachyglossidae. Gene Ontology annotation, biological process: positive regulation of protein polymerization; microtubule bundle formation; microtubule polymerization.